AUGAUACCACCGAACGCUUCUCUCGUCAAAUAUGACAACCCUGUGUUGGUCAGCAGAAAUACCGACAAAAAGACGCCUAGGGCAAAGGCCCUCAAGGCAAGUCCUACUCCUCCAGCCAUUGCUGGACCUGUGCCUCAGCCCCCAGGCAAGGCCAAGGGAUCCCCCAUGGAUGCAAAGGCUGCACAACAGACAGAUGAAAUUCUCAACUCCAUCUUACCUCCACGAGAGUGGACAGAAAGUGGUCAGCUGUGGGUGCAGCAAGUGUCCAGUACACCAGCAACCAGGUUGGAUGUGGUCAAUCUUCAGGAGGAGCUAGACAGAAGGCUGCAACAAAGACAGGCCAGAGAAACAGGAAUUUGUCCAGUUCGUCGGGAACUAUACUCACAGUGUUUUGAUGAGUUGAUACGCCAGGUCACCAUCAACUGUGCCGAGCGAGGACUUCUCCUUCUGCGAGUGCGGGAUGAGAUCAGGAUGACAGUGGCAGCCUACCAGACUCUUUAUGAAAGCAGUGUAGCUUUUGGCAUGCGCAAGGCCUUGCAAGCUGAGCAGGGCAAGUCAGACAUGGAGAAGAAGAUCUCUGACCUUGAAACUGAUAAACGAGAUCUUGAAAGGCAAGUGAAUGAAUUGAAGGCCAAAUGUGAGCAGAUUGAGAAACGUGCAUUAGAACAAAGGCAGGUCGAGGAAAAGAAGCAUACAGAGGAAAUCCAGUUUCUGAAGCGAACCAAUCAACAACUCAAGACACAACUAGAAGGGAUAAUUGCACCAAAGAAGUGA
This is a messenger RNA of Candidula unifasciata, 774 nucleotides long. The record is from the annotation of a GenBank genome assembly. Lineage: Eukaryota; Metazoa; Mollusca; Gastropoda; Stylommatophora; Geomitridae.